This is a messenger RNA of Xenia sp. Carnegie-2017, 744 nucleotides long. RefSeq lists its product as uncharacterized. Gene Ontology annotation, molecular function: nucleic acid binding. Lineage: Eukaryota; Metazoa; Cnidaria; Anthozoa; Malacalcyonacea; Xeniidae. Gene Ontology annotation, biological process: DNA integration. The record is from RefSeq and is a predicted model, not a curated record. The coding region runs from base 1 to 744 and encodes 247 amino acids. The transcript has a single exon.
AUGACAAAGAUGAAAUGUCAAACUGCGAGAUACGGAAUUUUCGAAGAUCUUAUAACAGAUAAUGGUCCACAAUUCAGAAGUAAAGAAUUUCGUGCAUUCUCGUUACAGUAUGCAUUUAAACAUACAACAAGUUCACCUGGAUAUCCAAAAAGUAACGGCAUGUCAGAACGUGCUGUGCAGACAGCAAAAGCAAUCAUAAAGAAAGCAAAAUAUGAUAACACCAAUCCUUAUUUAGGACUCCUUAAUUAUAGAAAUACACCUAGAGAUGAAAUUGUUAGCAGUCCAGCUAAACGACUAAUGGGACGAAGAACUAGGACAUUAUUACCAAUAUCAGAGAAGUUACUUGAAUUUCAACCAUUAAACCCUGUUAAUGUUCAAGAAAAAUUGGAAAUGUAUCACAAGAAACAAAAAGAGUUUUAUGAUCGCAAUGCAAAAACACUUCCACCAUUAAAAGAAGGAGAUAAGGUACGUAUAAAAACAGAAAAAGGCUUCCAAAAGAAAGGAAUCGUGGAAAAAUCGUUACUUGAGCCAAGAUCUUAUUUGGUUAGGUCUGAUGGUACCUACUAUAGAAGGAAUAGAAAUCAUUUAUUAAAGAUUAAUGAAGAAUCGAGAAGUCAAGAUACAGAUAAGUCUUAUAGUGAGAACAAUAAAUCUUAUAAAAAUUGUAAUGAAAGUACUAACAACAGUAAUAUAAGAACUCGGUAUGGACGUCUAAUCAAAAAACCGAAUAGAUAUUCUUAUUAG